Messenger RNA from Oreochromis niloticus (Nile tilapia), 2449 nucleotides. RefSeq names its product septin 2 (gene septin2). NCBI's taxonomy places the organism in Eukaryota, Metazoa, Chordata, Actinopteri, Cichliformes, Cichlidae. Gene Ontology annotation, molecular function: GTP binding. Gene Ontology annotation, biological process: cell division. The record is from RefSeq and is a predicted model, not a curated record. Bases 174 to 1295 code for a protein of 373 amino acids. The transcript has 13 exons.
UGGCUCGGCUGAGGGCUGAGCCUGCUGCGCUCCUCUCGCCCAGUGCAUUGUGGUCUGUGUGCUAAAGGAAGCUGCUGCAGCGGAAUCUGAAGAAUUUGAGGUGUCCGCCAAGUCUGCUGCUCAUCGCUCUCUGUACUUCCAUCUACUCUGCAAGCCUAAACAAGGAGGAAAAAAUGUCUCAACCUGACAAAAUGAAGCAGGGGCAGUUCUCCAACCCCGAGACCCCGGGGUAUGUUGGAUUCGCCAACCUGCCUAAUCAGGUUCAUCGAAAAUCUGUAAAAAAGGGCUUUGAGUUCACCCUUAUGGUUGUAGGUGAAUCUGGACUUGGAAAAUCCACCUUGAUCAACAGCCUCUUCCUCACUGACCUGUACCCUGAGAGAGUCAUUCCCGGAGCAGCAGAAAAAAUAGAAAGGACAGUUCAGAUCGAGGCAUCCACUGUAGAAAUCGAGGAGCGAGGAGUGAAGCUCCGCCUCACUGUGGUUGACACACCAGGAUACGGAGACGCCAUCAACAGCCAAGACUGUUUCAGCACCAUUAUCAGCUACAUUGAUGACCAGUUUGAGCGCUACCUCCACGACGAGAGCGGCCUAAAUCGUAGACACAUUGUUGACAAUAGAGUUCACUGCUGCUUCUAUUUCAUCUCCCCACUCGGCCACGGCCUGAAACCACUUGACGUCCAGUUCAUGAAGGCCAUUCACAACAAGGUCAAUGUGGUUCCUGUCAUCGCUAAGGCCGACACACUCACCCUCAGAGAGAGGGAGAGGCUCAAGCGCAGGAUUCUCGACGAGAUCGACGAGCAUGGCAUCAAAAUCUACCAUCUUCCCGAUGCUGAGUCAGAUGAAGAUGAAGAUUUCAAAGAGCAGACGAGGAUCCUCAAGGCUAGCAUCCCAUUUGCAGUGGUAGGGUCCAACCAGCAGAUUGAGGCCAAAGGGAAAAAGGUCAGAGGUCGUCUGUACCCUUGGGGAGUGGUGGAGGUGGAGAACCCAGAGCACAAUGAUUUCCUCAAACUGCGGAUCAUGCUGAUAACCCACAUGCAGGAUCUCCAGGAAGUAACCCAGGACCUGCACUAUGAGAACUUCCGUUCGGAGCGCCUCAAACGGGGUGGCAGGUUGUCCUCCCAUGGUUACAUUCUGCCUCUGUCUCCUGCAAAGGGACCCGAGCCGGAGGAAAUGGACAAGGAUAUGAUCCUGCAGGAGAAGGAGGCUGAGCUGAGGCGAAUGCAGGAGAUGAUUGCCAAGAUGCAAGCCCAGAUGCAGAAACAAGGAGACGGAGAGGGAGAAGGCCAACAUGUGUGAAAGUGAUGGUAUUUGAGCCACUGCUCGAGUUUGACCAGAGAGAUGGAAAAGCUGUAAAGCUGCCUGGUCAUUGACUCCUCUUGCUUGCCACUAUUUUAUUAUUAUUAUUUUUGUAAUUUCAGCUCCACAUGGGAUCUGGAGUCUUUUUUUUUUUUUAAUGCAUACAGUAAAGUAUAUUCAACAGUGUUACAUUUAUAUAUUUACACACGGUUCUAUUUUUUUCUUUUCUUUUUUUUAAAUUGUACCACUUUAGAAGAAAUCGUUUACUGAAAUGAAGUCAUAUGACCAAUAUUUUAAAAUGCUUGCAUAUUUUAUAUUGGGAGAUAGUUAAUUUUUUUUCCCUUUUGUUUGCUGUUCAGAAAACCAAAGUAUUGCUGCUUCUAUGCGAAGACUUUAGUGCUGAAGCGUCUGUCGGAGCACAUGCUAACACAUGCUCUGUGAAGGAGUGUCAUUGAGAGAGAUAACUGUAGUAGCAGACGUAGCUGAAAAACCUCUUUUAUUCCAUUGUUACAUGACUGUGUCAAUGUUAUUCCUGUCAGGAGAAAACAUUAUUUAACAGUUUAUGAGUUCACCAUACAUGCUUGCCAUUAAAUGGGGCCUGUCCUGCUCAGUAUUGAUGUUAACCCGCUCAUGCGCAUGCGAUUCUCAACCCAUUAAAGAAUUACGAUAAAUUUUAGGGCAGUGUUUCAUCCAUUUGUGCUUUUAUCAGAUCGGUGUCAGUAUGUACAACUGCCUUCGAGUGUGGUUAAGCUCCUUUUGAUAUGAAUUAAACUGUGAUCCAUAACCUUUUAUAGUCUUCCCCAUACGCCAGACAAAUGAGGCGCGAGGCCUCUUUGGUGCUUUCACUUAACUAAAUGCAUUUAGUCCUUCAAUUGUGUCGUCCUCGGUGUAAAGUGAAGUCAUGUGACAGGAGCAGUGAGCGAGUUUAUUGGUACAGUGAGAUUUAAGAAGUUGAAACUUCUACCUGUCCCUACUGCUGAACGCUUUGUGGUUUUAGUGACCGCAGAGUUUAAAGGCGACCUGAUGAGGUCAGUGUAGCCAACGAUCCCCUCACCAGCCGAGAUGUGAGUUCUGACAUUCCUUUGUGCUGUUUGUACCUGACAGAUUUUGUUCUUGAUACAUAUAUUGUAAUAAAAGUUUUAUUAAGUAUCAAA